Eimeria mitis is the source of this 3372-nucleotide messenger RNA. RefSeq lists its product as uncharacterized. Gene Ontology annotation, molecular function: TFIIIC-class transcription factor complex binding. The record is from RefSeq and is a predicted model, not a curated record. NCBI's taxonomy places the organism in Eukaryota, Apicomplexa, Conoidasida, Eucoccidiorida, Eimeriidae. The transcript is spliced from 2 exons. Gene Ontology annotation, cellular component: transcription factor TFIIIB complex. The coding region runs from base 1 to 3372 and encodes 1123 amino acids. Gene Ontology annotation, biological process: RNA polymerase III preinitiation complex assembly.
AUGAGUCUGAGGGUCCUCCCGCGUUUGCUACAGAGGCGAGCUGCUGCAGCAAGGAGAGCAGCAGGCCUGCGUUGUGCGGCAGCUGGGGUGUAUGUGCAGCAGCGGUGCUUCUCUGCCUCCACCAGCAGCAGCAGCAGCAGCAGCAGAAGCAGCAGCAGCAGCAGCAGCAGCAGAGUGCUGCAGCAGCAGUCCGCAUGCAGCCACAGAGGAGACAUUAAACUCAUCUGCCGGCUGGCAGAAGAAAGAGACAUCGACGCGCUGCUGCUGCAGCUGCUGGAACCAUCACAGCAGCAGCAGCAGCAGCAGCAACCGCAGCAGCAGCAGCAGCAGCAUCUGCAGCUGCUGCAGCAACAGGAGAUCUGUAUCGAUGCUGCCAAUGUGAAGAAGAGCGACGGGCUGCAGCAGCUGCUGCAGCAGCAGGAUGCCAACAGCUGGCUGCUGCUGCAGCAGCAGGCGCUGCUGCUGCUGCAGCAGGGAGACUUCAUCGGCGCAGCAAAAAUAUGCCACGGCUAUUUGAAUCUGCUGUUCGUACACCGCAAGCGUCCCGCUGCAGCAGCAGCAGCAGCAGCAGCAGCAGCAGCAGCAGGAGCUACUGCCCCCGCUGCUGCUGCUGCAGGCCACGCGGCGAGCACAACGGGGCCCGUACACUGGGAAGGAGACGAAGAGGCAGCAGCAGCAGCAGCAGCAGCAGCAGCAGAUGGAUCGAAACCAGUUGCAUCCUCAGCAGCAGCAGCAGCAGCAAAUAGGCAUGAUGAGCAGCAGCAGGCUGCUGCUCUGUUGUUUCUGCAGCUGCAGCAGCACGUGCGAUCCAAAGCAGCAGCAACUGCAGCAGCAGAGGCAGCAGCAACUGCAUUACCAACAGCAACAGCUACCCUUCCCCACACCACAGCAGCAGCAGCAGCACCACCACCACCAGCAGCACCAGCUGCAGCACCAGCAUCAGCAGCGGCAGCAGCACCCGCAGCACCCGCAGCAGCAGCAGCAGCAGCAGCAGCAGCAGGACCUGCUGCUGCUGCAGCAGAGCUUCUUUCUUGGGAUGAAGCUGUGUGGUACUUGAAGCUCGUUAGCUGCUUCCGCUGCGUGCAGGAUUUGCUGCUGCAGCAGCAGCUGUGUAGAUGGCUAGCUCAGACAAUGCAUGCGCUGCACCAGCAGCUGCAGCAGCAGCAGCAGCAGCAGCAGCAGCAGCAGCAGCAACAGCAGCAACAAGAUUCUCUCCUGCUGCCCAACGCAACCUUGCAACAGCUGCGACCGAAGGUGACGCUGCUGCGCUUACCGCAGCAGCAACAGCAGCAACAGCAGCAGCAGCAGCAGCUGCUGCAGCUGCAGCUGCAGCAGCUGCAUGAGGUGCAGCAGGAGCAGCAGCAGAAGCUGCUGCAGGAUGUAGCAGCAAUAAUUCGUUGUCUUUGGGAAUGUCUGCAUGUGGAUGUGCCGCUGCUGUCUGCUGCUUGUUUGCUGCUGCAGCAGGGGGCCCCGCUGCUGUCUGCUGCUGCCUGCUGCAGCACUCUAUCAUAUUUGUCGCUGCUGGGCCACAGCGACCCUGCUGCUGCUGCUGCUGUUGCAGCCCAUCUCGUCAGCAGCAAACAGCUUGCUGCUGCUCCGCUGCAGCAGCUAUCACAUCUGCUGCUGGCGCUGCAGCGGCUGCGGCUGCGCGAUGAUCUGCUGCUUGCUGCUUGCUGCAGCAGCCUGCUGCAGCGGGUCCCUAGACUGCAGCAGCAGCUGCCGCUGCUGCCGCCGCAGCAGCAGCAGCAGCAAAGCCGAUACCUCAUUAGUGUUUUCCACUGUCUGACGGUGGGGGGCGCAUGCAGCAGCACGGCGCUGCGUAGGCUGCUGCCGCUGCUGCAGCAAGCAGCAGCAGCAGCAGCAGCAGAUUCUGCUGUCUUGGUGUGGCAUGGGGUCUUCUCUUUGGGGGCCUGGGCGGGGCCCCUGAGGGCCCUUGUUAAGCAAAGAGUCCUUACACACCUACAGCAGCAGCAGCAGCAGCAGCAGCAGCAGCAGCAGCAGCAGCAGCAGCAGCAGCGGCAGCAGCAGCAACAGCUGCUGCUGCGGCUGCCCACGUCCGCGUUGCUGGCUGCUACGACCCUCUGCUAUCAUCACCUCGGCUUCUACGAUGCCCCGCUGCUGCUGCAAAUUGCUGCUGCUGCAUGUCGUGAGGUGCAGCAGCAGCAGCAGCAGCAGCAGCAGCAGCAGCAACUGCAGCAGCAGACGAAGCAAGCAGCAGUUGCUGCUUCGUUCCUCUGGCGAGCUCUCUAUGGCCUCCACCACCUCGCAGCGACACCGCGGGACUUUCCGCAGCAGCAGCAGCAGCAGCAGCAGGAGCAGCAGCAGGAGCAGCAGCAGAAGCAGCAGCAGAAGCAGCAGCAAAAGCAGCAGCAGAAGCAGCAGCAGCAGUACGCAGCAGCAACACCAACUAACAUGACACUGCAAGGGGGAAAGAAGCAGCAGGAGCAGCAGCAGCAGCAGCAGCAGCAGCAUCACGCUGCUGUGCCCACCCCCCCCAGCAGCAGCAACAACUGCAACAGCAACGACAGUUCCAACAACAGUAGCAGCAACACGAACAUCAGCAGCAGCAGCAACAUCAGCAGCAACACCAGCAGCAGCAGCAGCAGCAGCAGCAGCAGCAGCAGCAGGGAGAUAUCUGCUUUUGUGUAUAACAGCAGCCGCUUCAGUCCUGAGGUGCGGCACUCCCCUUGGGUGACGGCCCCGCUGUCGCUGCUGCGGCAGCUGCUGCAGCCCGAGCAGCAGCAGCAGCAGCAGCAGCAGCAGCAGCAGCAGCAGCAGCAGGACCUGCUGCAGCUGCUGCCUAUAAAGAAGAUGACGCGCAAGAGCAGCAGCUUACAUGAAGAGGUCUUCUUGGCGCUGCCGCAGAAGCUGCGAGCUGCUGCUGCAGCAGAAGCAGAAGCGGGGCCCUUUGUUGUCGAUAUAUAUAUACAGCAGCAGCAGCUGCUGCUGUGGCAGCAGCAGCAGCAGCGGCAGCAAAAGAAACAAGAAAAAAUAAAACUAAAAAAACUACAAAAUAUAUUACAAAGACAAAACACCACUCACACAAACCACACACUGCAGCAACAUAUGCUAACGGACAGCCAGCAACCUGCUGCUGCUGCUGCUGCUGCUGCUGCUGCUGUUGCUGCUGCUGCUGCUGUUGGAGGGCACAAGGGUGGUGCUGACGCUGCUGCAGCUGUCACAAAUGAAGAAACAAAACAAACUACAAAAAGACCCAAACCCAGCAAGAGCAGCAGCAACAGCAGCAACAGCAGCAGCAACAGCAGCAGCAGCAGCAACAGCAGCAAGAGCAGCAGAAACAGCAGCAGUAAGAACAGCAACAGCAGCAGCAGCAGCAACAACAAAAGAGAAGGCGUUCGACAAGCGAUAUGA